This is a messenger RNA of Xenia sp. Carnegie-2017, 975 nucleotides long. RefSeq lists its product as uncharacterized. The transcript has 3 exons. NCBI's taxonomy places the organism in Eukaryota, Metazoa, Cnidaria, Anthozoa, Malacalcyonacea, Xeniidae. Bases 1 to 975 code for a protein of 324 amino acids. The record is from RefSeq and is a predicted model, not a curated record.
AUGAUAGUGGAAGUUGAUGAAAAAGAUGUUAAAAAGGCUAAUGGUAAACAACUCAACAUGAACAUUAAUGAUGAAGAAAUUUUAAUAUAUGCCAAUGGUAAGAAAGACAACAAGAAUAUUGAUGAUGAAGAAGACCAGGAGAAGGGUGAUGAUGAAGAGGAUAUAGAGAAUCCUUAUGUUGAGAAAGGAAAGGAGAGAACCAUGAAGAUAAGAAAAAGAUUACUGAUGAUGAAGAAGAGAAUGCUAGUGACAAAAGACAGAAAGAAUGCUGACGAUGUAGGUGACAAAGAGGAUGUUGAUAAUGAAAACAAGCAGAAAACUGAUAGUGAAGAGGAAAAAAAGAAUCUUGAUGAGGAGAAGGACAAGAAGAUGGCUUAUGGUGGAAAAGAUGUCAAGAUUGUUGAUGGUGUAGAAAAAAACAAUAUUGAUAUUGAUAAUACUAAUACUACGGAAGAUGAAGAAAAAGAAAGGCAGAAGUUGCGAGGUUUUAAAUCUGAUGAAAAAACUAAGUCGAAAUCUAAAUUUGAUGGUAUUCUUUCUGGUGAAGACAUUGUCCAGGAUGAUUUUAAAGAAAAAAAAUCCCAAAAGACAAAUGAAGAUAAAAAGCACCUAAUUUCAAGAGAUUAUUCGAAGGAAGACUUGGGAAUAUCUGAAUUGAAAGACAACACUAAUCCAAUUUCCGAUGAGAUCUCAUUUAGGAAAGAUAAUGAGAAAACUUCAUCUUCUAAUGAUGAAAUUAAUGCUAAAAUAAAGCCGGAACAUCCGAACUCAGAAGGAACAUAUGCCCGGAUGAGAACGUUGUCACCAGUUGGUGAAAACAUGAAUGAAAAGUCCGCGGAUGGCGAUGUCGUGGAUCAUGGAAGCAGAAAGGAAUUGUCAAAACAAAAGGAAGGAAUUGUGGACGAGACACAGAGGCAAAUAAAUGACGAUGCAAAGGACUUGAUUGAUGAUGUAAAGAUAAUCUUCCAAAUGUGA